Molecule: messenger RNA, 864 nt
Organism: Cryptococcus wingfieldii CBS 7118
Lineage: Eukaryota; Fungi; Basidiomycota; Tremellomycetes; Tremellales; Cryptococcaceae
Product: ribosome biogenesis protein BRX1
Exons: 4
Coding region: 1-864 (287 amino acids)
Biological process (GO): ribosomal large subunit assembly; rRNA processing
Cellular component (GO): nucleolus
Molecular function (GO): rRNA binding
Source: RefSeq, a predicted model, not a curated record
AUGUCCAAAGCUGUGCUCUCCGCCGCUGAAAAGAACAAGUUCAAGGACAAGGUCGCCCCCGCCGAGGGCCCCAAACCCAGGAAGGACAAGGUCCUGCUGCUCUCUUCUAGGGGUGUCACCCAGAGGAUGAGGCAUCUCAUGCGAGACCUCGAAACCAUCUUGCCUCAUACCAAGAAGGACGCCAAGCUUGACGCCAAAUCCUCCCUUCACCUCAUCAACGAGCUCGCCGACCUCCACUCCUGCACGAACACCCUCUAUUUUGAAGCCCGUCGUCACGAGGACCUCUACAUGUGGAUGUCGCGUACCCCCAAUGGACCCUCUCUUAAAGCGCACGUGCAAAAUCUGCACACCAUGGACGAGUUGAAGAUGACUGGAAACUGUCUGAAGGGAAGCAGAGGGUUGGUCUGCUUUGACGGAGCGUGGGAAGGGGAGCACUGGGAGUUGAUGAAGGAGAUGUUCACGCAUACCUUCAGUGUGCCGAGGACCUCCAGAAAGUUGAAGCCUUUCGUUGACCACAUUCUCCUCUUCUCUCUUUUGGACAACAAGGUCUGGUUCCGAAACUACCAAAUAAUUGAGAAAGACCCCCUCACCCCCACUGGCCCUCCCCAAUCCUCCCUCGUCGAAAUUGGUCCCCGAUUCGUCCUCACCCCUAUCAAAAUCUUUGAAGGUUCCUUCGGCGGCCCCACCCUCUUCUCCAACUCUGAAUUUGUUACGCCCGCUGCUAUGCGUGCUAGCAUCAAGAGAGAUGCUGGUGAAAAGUACAGGAUCAGGAAGAACAACGAGAACGAGAGGGAGGAGAGGAAGAAAAAGCUGAAGGAGGAUGCUGGCGAGGACGAGUUGGCGAGGGACAUUGUGUUUGCUUAG